Messenger RNA from Candoia aspera, 3247 nucleotides. Its product is annotated as zinc finger protein 420-like. The coding region runs from base 1 to 2838 and encodes 945 amino acids. Lineage: Eukaryota; Metazoa; Chordata; Lepidosauria; Squamata; Candoiidae. Gene Ontology annotation, molecular function: RNA polymerase II cis-regulatory region sequence-specific DNA binding; DNA-binding transcription factor activity, RNA polymerase II-specific. The record is from RefSeq and is a predicted model, not a curated record. Gene Ontology annotation, biological process: regulation of transcription by RNA polymerase II. The transcript has 6 exons.
AUGCAGCCAGAUCAAGAGCAGGGCAGCUGCCCCGCUGCAGAUGUUGCCCCGCUCCAGUUCUCGGCCCUGACCACCAGGCUGGGGCUGCUGGGAGAUGUGGUUCAGCCGCCUCCGGAGAGCUGCGGCUUCGCCCACCGCCGCGCCCGGCAGAUCUCGCCUACCGCCUCUCCCCGGGGCGUCCGCAAAGGCGUCCACUCGCCCCGCGCCCGUCCCUGCCAAGGGCAUCUGCCCCCCGUUUACCCGGACUUCCAGCCGCCGCAGCUCGAGCGGGGUGGGGUGGGGGCCCUCUGCAUCUGCAGGCCCGGCUGCACGCUCCCCACCGGAGAGGAAGAGGAAACGCGACGGCCCUUCCCCAAAGUGGCAGGCGCGCGCCCUCGUCCAAUGGUUUCUCUCCUCCCUUCUGGGAAGUGGAUCUCGGUCAGCUUAACCCUUAAGCCUCGGUGCCUCCGCCGGGAGGAAAGAGUGGCAGGCAGAAAUCUCACCGGGGAGGUGGUCGCCCCCAGGCGUCGCUUGUCCCCAAGCCGCAGAAUGAAUCAGCCUUGCGGCAGAGGGAGUUACGGCAGAAGUGGAUGUCGCUCCUCCGCCUACCAGCGCCUGCAUUUUCCAGGGAAAGGGGAAAGGCGGGCGUGGGCUUCGUGGCGUGAAAUCAAGGAGGGGCUUAGAGGCGUCCUCGGGUCUCUCUGCCGUCACAGGCAGCCGGUUCGGGGCUUGCUUCGGGCUCCGCCGGGCGCCCGCGAGCCCGUCGCGGUGGCGCCUCCGCGCGAAGGGGAGCCGCGGGGCGGCAGGGCUGAGGGGGCGCGGUUGCAGCGCCCGGAUCCCCGCCCGUCCUCCCACCUGCCGGGGCUGGGGAGCGGGAGGGCGGGGAAGGGGACCCUUGCGGGGAGCGGGCGCCGCCUCGCCUCCCCUCGCCCCGGAGGGAGGCUGGCCUUUCGGACCCCUUCGCGCGCGCCCCCCCGUGCACACGCGCCCCUCCCCCGCGCCCUGCCCGGCGCCCCCCGAUCCCCGGCCCGAGGGGCUGGCAGCGGCGGGGCUGACCUGCCCGAAGCGGAGGCGCGCCCGAUGGCGAGCGGCCCGGGGCUCCGGCCGGGGGGCGGCGGGCAGGAGGGGGGCGGCGCUGCCCCCUGGCUGGGUAGUGUAAUGAUGUUGGGAAUAAGCCCCCGGCUCCCGGUUCUUCAUGGACGGGAAGCAGCUGAUGCGCAGCUCAUACAAGGUUGUGUGACCUUGGAGGAGGUGGCUGUGCGUUUCUCCGAGGAGGAGUGGGCGCUGCUGGAUCCUGGCCAGAAAGCUCUGCACAGGGAGGUCAUGGAGCAGAUUGGUGGGUUCGUGGCCUCUCUCGAGGAUGAUGAAAGGAAGGCCAAAAAUGACCAUCUCUUGAUACACGAAAGAACCAUUAUCAGAAGGAAACACUGGAUUUCUGGAAAGCGCUCCAAGCAGAGGGCAAAGUCGAAUGGAGAUCAGGUGUCACACGCAGGAGACAGACCCCAUAAAUGUUUGGAGUGUGGAAAGUGCUUCACCAGGAAGAAAAACUUAGCAAUUCAUAAAAAAACCCACGUAAGGGAGAAACCCUAUAAAUGCUCAGAGUGUGGGAAAUCGUUCAGCUCCAGCUCUGACAUUGCUAGGCACCAAAGGACUCACACGGGGGAGAGACCGUAUACGUGCCUGGAGUGCGGAAAACGCUUCCUUUACAGUUCGGACCUGAUUAGACACGGAAGGAAACACACGGGAGAGAAACCCUACGAGUGUUUGGAGUGUGGAAAGUGCUUCCUUCGUAACACAAAGCUGAGUAUCCAUCGAAGGACCCACACAGGGGAGAGGCCUUACAAAUGCCUGGAGUGCGGCAAGUGUUUCACCGAGAGUGCUCAGUUAAGCAGGCAUCAGAUAACUCACACCGGGGAGAGACCCUAUAAAUGCCUGGAGUGUGAAAAGUGCUUCAACCGGAAGGAGAACCUGGCUCUGCAUCAGCGCACACACACGGGGGAGAAACCCUACAAAUGCUCAGAAUGCGGGAAAAGCUUCAGCUGGAAUUCGCAGCUAAGCAGGCAUCAAAUAUCCCACACAGGAGAGAGGCCGUACACGUGCCUGGAAUGUGGGAAAUCCUUUGUCUGCAGCUCUGAGCUCCUAAUCCAUGAAAGAAAUCACACAGGAGAGAAACCUUACAAAUGCUUGGAGUGUGGAAAGUGCUUUGUCUGUAAUACGCAGCUCAGCAUCCAUCAGAGGACUCACACCGGGGAGAGACCCUAUAAAUGCCUGGAGUGUGAAAAAUGCUUCAACCGGAAAGAAAAUCUGGCGAUACAUCAACGCACUCACACAGGGGAGAAACCCUACAAAUGCUCAGAAUGCGGGAAGUGCUUCAGCUGGAAUUCACAACUAUGUCGACAUCAACGAACUCACACUGGUGAGAGGCCGUAUGCGUGUCCGGAGUGUGGGAAACGCUUCCUUUGCAGUUCUGACCUGAUUAGACACGGGAGAAACCACACCGGAGAGAAACCUUACAAAUGCUUGGAGUGUGGAAAGUGUUACAUUUGUAAUACCCAGCUGAGCAUACACCUAAGAACCCACACGGGGGAGAAGCCCUACAAAUGCUUGGUGUGCGGAAAGAGCUUCAGCGAGAACAGCUCCCUCACUUCCCAUUACAGAAUCCAUACUGGAGAGAAACCCUAUAAAUGCUUGGGGUGUGGAAAAUGCUUUGCUCGCGGUUCUGACCUUAUUAAACACGAAAAAAUUCACGCAGGGAAGAAAUUGUAUAGAUCCAUGGAACGUGGAAGGGGCUUUAACCAGGAGACAAAUGUUAAUUCUCAUGUAAGAACUCAGGCUGGGGAGAAGCCGGACAGAGCAUAGGAGUGUCAAAAAGGUUCUCUUCUCAGCUAGCAGUUUUAAAGUUUAAUGAAAUAUGCGAACAAAGUGUUUUUGAGUUGAAAAUCAUUUAAUGAAGGUUUCUGGCACAGCACAGAACAGAGGAGAUAAUGUAGUGUAAUACAGAGAAGGUUUCCCUCUUAGGGAGUUGUUUUAAAGCUUAUUAGAAUUCAAGAAGUAGUUCCCCUCCCCCCAUUGUAGAGGGAGAAACAAGACACUUCCCAUCACUCUACUUAGCCCCCUUUAUUGUUAACUAAUAUACUCAAGGUAGACGUACAUUUGUUGUACCCCAUUUAAUUCAUGGCUUGUAGUAACAAGAAUGAUUAGGUGAAUAUCUCUGAAGCUUGCUUUCUCUUUCCUUGACCAAAAUUUCAAUAAAACAUAGAAGAUGGCA